AUGCAACGAAGUAGGAGCCCCUUGACGCUCAGAUAUGAUAGAAGUGAUAGAAGGGAACGAGGAAGAGACAGAAGCUUCAGCAUCAGCUCUUUGAGUAGUUGUAGCAUUGGUAAUGACCACAAUAGAUCAAACAUUGUUGGAAGAGGUAGCAGCAAAAGUGAUAAGUAUAAACAGCGUUCGGAAAGUGAUAACAAACGUCAUGAUAGAAAGCACAAAGGUGAAUAUCAAUCUGGAAACGACAAAGAUAGGUUCAAUCAUUCAUCAAGAGAUAUGCAAAAAAGUAGAGAUGAACAUGAAAAUGUCUAUCUAAAUUUUGAACCAAAUACCCAUAACAACAUUGAAGAAUCAGUAGAUCCUUCUGUCUGCAAUUUUCGUGAUACUUCUCACAUUAUAUCAGAUUUGUCUGUUGAACAAAGACGAAACCCAAAUGAUGAUAGGUUGGAGCGUUUGGAAAAAAUGGUAGAAGUACUGGUGCAGAGCAAACAACAGAAGUCAAAUGUUUCAGUUCCCAUGGAACUAGGACCAGCUGGAUCUACAGGAGAUUUGAAUCCCAAAAAUCCUUUCUUUACUACAUCUGUGUGGUUAAAUAAGAUCAGUGAACGCUGUCUGGAUCAAAAUCUUGAUGACAAAUCUUGCAUUAAGUAUAUGGAACAGAAAAUGGAUGGUAUCAUCAAAGCUUGGUAUAAAACUCUGGAUAAUUAUGAUUUCACCUGGCCAGAACUGAAAAUGCUUAUUACCAGAACUUUUCCAGAUACUAUAGAUUUUGCAACAACACUUCAUCUACUUGUUGAUAGAGUUAAGAGUCCAGAUGAAUCCAUAACACAAUAUUAUUUCAGCAAGAUAUAUUUAUUGGAGGCAUGUAAAAUUACUGGAACUAAUGCAGUUUCUUGCUUGAUAGAUGGAUUGAAUGAUGGUUAUCUACAACAAGAAGCAAAAGCCAACAAAUAUUUGACCCCAGAGAGUUUGUACUCUAAUUUUUUGUCUAAACUGGCCAAUUAUGAGAUUCAGAUAGAAGAAAUCAAAACUUCAUCUCAAGAUGAAGCUGAAUUUGUUGAAGGACUUCCUUUGCAACAAUUCCAGAGGAAGAUUGAUCCAUUGGUCAAAAAGAAAUGCUAUACUUGUGGAAAGUUUGGACAUAUUUCUGAAAAGUGUCGCCAUGCACCAUUGUGCUACAAAUGCAGACUUAAGGGCCAUAUUGCUGCAAAAUGUCCACAGAGAGACUGA
This is a messenger RNA of Phaedon cochleariae (mustard beetle), 1224 nucleotides long. NCBI's taxonomy places the organism in Eukaryota, Metazoa, Arthropoda, Insecta, Coleoptera, Chrysomelidae. The record is from the annotation of a GenBank genome assembly.